Theileria parva strain Muguga is the source of this 1733-nucleotide messenger RNA. RefSeq names its product Domain found in IF2B/IF5 family protein. Lineage: Eukaryota; Apicomplexa; Aconoidasida; Piroplasmida; Theileriidae. The record is from RefSeq and is a predicted model, not a curated record. Gene Ontology annotation, molecular function: GDP-dissociation inhibitor activity; eukaryotic initiation factor eIF2 binding; translation initiation factor activity. Gene Ontology annotation, cellular component: cytosol. The transcript has a single exon. The coding region runs from base 311 to 1468 and encodes 385 amino acids. Gene Ontology annotation, biological process: formation of translation preinitiation complex; translational initiation; formation of cytoplasmic translation initiation complex.
CUCAUGAAGAAAACUCGAGACUAUUCUGUUCCAAUAUUCAGUCUGAUUAUUCCCGAAUCUAUUUUCACAACACUUACGGAAAUUAUUAAUUUACAUGGUUGCAGAUUAAUAAUUUAACCUGGCAUGACAUAUUUUAAGUAAAUAGGGUUAUUUUAAAGUUUUAGUGAUAGGCAUUUAAUACUUUUUAAAUUAAGACUUUACAAUAUUGUAUAGUUUUUUUAUAAUGCCUUUGGUCGUCAUUUGCAGAAAACUGUUCAUGUAACAUAGGUCAUUUUAAUCUCUGAAUUUGAGUAAUGGAUUGAUUAGCAAAAUGUCUUACGUUAACAUUCCCCGAUAUCGAGACGAUCCCAAUUACCGUUAUAAAAUGCCCAGAAUCCAAUCCAGGAUCGAGGGCCGCGGAAACGGUACUAAAACUAACAUAUCUAACAUGGGAGAUAUAGCUCGCGCACUGAAAAGACCUCCAACUUACGCAACAAAGUUCUUUGGAUGUGAAUUGGGUGCUAUGUCGAAGUUUGAGGAGUCGGAAGAGAAAGCAUUGAUAAACGGAGCUCACACUGAUACUACACUUGCAGGCGUGUUGGACAAGUUCAUAGAGUUGUAUGUGCUAUGUCAAAACUGCCAGUUGCCUGAAAUAGAACUAUUCGUUAAGCGCGGUGAGCUCCUAUGCUCAUGUAACGCUUGCGGUCACAAGGGCACUUUGGACAUGACUCACAAAGCCGCAAGUUAUAUGAUCAAGAACCCAAUCAACACAGCUAAGAUGACGAAGGAGGGUUCUAGUUCAAAGGAGCCAACAAAUGGUGUGGCCAAUAACACAGUUGUGAAGUCUGAGAAGUCUAAGAAGCACCGUGACCCAAGUAAAUCUGAAAAAAAUGAAAAGUCCGAUAAGUCAGAGAAACCUGAAAAGGUGGAAAAGUCUGAAAAAACUGAAAAAUCCGAGAAAUCUGAGAAAUCUGAGAAAAUUGACAAGGUUGAGAAGCUUGAGGACUUAUCCGUAGAGAGUCCGGAAUUGUCUGAAAUUGCCACAAGAUUACGCUGUUUCUUGGAGAAAGGUGAUAGGACUUGCGAAGACUUUUCAGAAGAACUUCACAUGCUUCAGAUUUCUCAAGGCUUUGACAACGUCAGCCGCAUGUUCAUAGCCCUUUCAGCCAUUUUCAACUCUGACGUACCUCUCACACUCGAACUCUUCAAGGAUAGGAUUCAACUGGUAAAGGCAGCAACUGGAUAUUCAAUGACACCGAAGGAAAAGAUAACAGCACUUGAAUAUUUCAUUUUCCAGUCGAACCCACAAGAAAUAACAAAUUACCCAUACUAUUCACAGCUUCUAUACUCACAUGACAUUUUGGAAGGAUCUGACUUUAUCAGAUACUAUAACAAGAGUAACCGUCACUCCGGAAACCUUAAUAACAUUUUCCUCAGGGCGAAGGAAACCAUAGCACCAUUUAUUGAGUGGUUACAAGAAGAUGAAUGAACUUUUGAUAACACGUUGGAAUAAUUACUGAUUUUUGCUAUGAUCUCAAUGAUAAGGAUUUUAAGAAUUUAGAACUGCAGCAUUUGAAAUUUUGAGUUAGUUUUAGGACAAUAUUCGCUAAUGAUCUCACAAGGGAUUCAAGUCGUCACAGUAACAUGGUUAUUCAGGGAUCACCGACUUUUGCUUUUCUUGAGUUCUCUUUUUCAAAUUUCUACCUAGGUUCAGUCACGAAAUGACUAAAACACAAUAAUUUUUUAAUUAUUUA